UCUCGCAUUAUAAAGAGAGGGGUCUUCUUGUGAGAUUAGAAGAAAGAACGUAAACCCUCCUGGUUUCCAUCCUCUCCUUCUCUCUCUGUUGCUGGCCUUGGUGCGGGAUCCGAUCGAUCCAUCGAGAUGGACGCGGAGCUGCUCGAACUCCGGCGGCAGUUCGAGCUGGCGCAGCAGGUCAAGUCCAGCGUCCGCCUCUCCGAGAGGAACGUCGUCGAGUUGGUCAACAAGCUCCAGGAGCUCCGCUUCAUCGAUUUCGACCUCCUCCACACCGUCUCGGGCAAGGAGUACAUCACCACCGAUCAGUUGAGGCUGGAGAUGGAGGUGGAGGUUAAGAAGUCUGGUCGUGUAUCUGUAAUUGAUCUCUCUGAUGCUAUUGGAGUUGAUCUGUACCAUGUGGAGAGGCAAGCCCAGAAGAUAGUAUCAGAUGAUGCGCGUCUAAUGUUGGUUAAUGGGGAGAUUAUUUCGCAGUCUUAUUGGGAUUCCGUGGCGGAGGAAAUAAAUGAGAAGUUGCAGGAGUGUAGUCAGAUCUCUUUGGCUGAGAUUGCUGCCCAGUUGCAUAUAGGCUCGGAGUUGGUGGUGUCCGUUCUGGAGCCCCGUCUUGGAACACUUGUAAAAGGAAGACUAGAAGGUGGACAGUUGUAUACUCCAGCAUAUGUUUCACGUAUUACUGCCAUGGUUCGUGGUGCUGCAAGGGGUCUCACGGUUCCGAUGAACUUACCAGCUGUUUGGAAUUCCUUGCAGCAACUACUGCAAGAUAUAGAUGGUGCUAAUGGCGUGUCUGUUGAAGGUGUAUUUUUUCAGUCCUUAUUUAAUGGGCUACUGAAGGAGGGGGAGAUUCUUGGGUCACUUCGUGCAGGAGUGCAAUGGACACCAGCUGUUUUCGCCCAUGCUCAAAGGGAAAGUGUGGAUUCUUUCUUUUCACAGAAUUCAUACAUCAGCUAUGAAGUUCUUCACAAGCUUGCGAUGCCUCAGCCUAAACAGUACUUGCAGUCCAGGUAUCCUGAAGGCAUUGCACUAGAUGGUGUUUUCGUUCACCCUUCAUUGGUUGAAAUGUUGGAUGCUGCUAUAGAGGAUGCUGUUGAGCAUGGGAACUGGAUAGAUACCCUUUCAGUUCUACCAGCAUAUAUUGGAGGGCAGGAUGUCUCUAAGAUUUUGUCACUUUGUCCAUCUGUUCAGAGAGCCGUUAAGUCUUCAAAAGCAGUAAUACUGGGAGAAUCCUGCCUUCUUAGCAGUAUCUAUGUUAAGGAUAUGUUUCAUCAAAUGGAGAAAGAGUUGGAUACACUUAGUUACACAAGUCCUGCUGGUCGAGGGUUAUCCAAUGAUUUGCGUUCAGCCAAUGAACCCAAGGUAGGUCUCAGUUCUCGUCAGUACUCUGAGUCAGAAGAAAUUGGUGACAAUUUAGGCAGCAGUAAAAGUGUUUCUGAAAAAGGAUCAAAGAAGAAACGAGGAAGACACUCAGGUCCUGCAAAGGCGGGAACAUUUGAAAAUGAACUUGAUAACCAGGAAAGUCUUCCUACUAAAGUUAAGAAAAACCAGCGGAAACACAAGGAUGCAAGUUCUUUGGAUACUUCUGGUGCAAAAUCUGGCAUUAAGAAAGGUUCAGAUAAGGUGAAAGAGGAUAAUUUGAAUAUUAUAUCUGAAGAAUGGAUAGUGCAGAGGAUAUUGACACUUGCCCCAGAUCUGGGAGAAUUGGGAGAUCCUGAGGAUCCUGAUGCAUUGGUGAGACAUUUGUCCUCUUAUUUGAGGCCUAUGCUGCUUGAGUCGUGGACAAAAAGAAGAAACACAUUGCUAUUGGAGAAUGCUGCAAGGAGGAGGCAGUUGCUUGAUAAUCUGCAGAAGCAGCUAGAUGAGGCGUUCUUGGAUAUGCAGCUGCAUGAGAAAGCACUUGAUCUUUUUGAGGAUGAUCCUUCAACCUCCGUUAUUUUACACAAGCAUCUGCUCAAAACAAUGGCUGCUUCCAUUGUUGACAGGCUUCUGUUAACCCUGGACAUGGAUAACAAAUUGAAGAAUGGAAUAGAAAUUGAAGAUCGUCAAAACCUGGAAUCUUUGCCACUGAGUUCUAUAGACCGUACAUCUCUGGCAAAAGGUUUGCCUGAUUCUCUGUCAAUUAAGGCUCAGGCAGCGGUUGAAGCAUUGGAGGGAAAGCGAGUGGAUGCAUUCAUGACUGCAUUCAGAGCUCUAGCAGAGGAAAGCGGAUUGCUAUUGAAGAAGCUUGAUAAAAAAUUAGAAAGGACAAUGUUGCAUUCUUAUCGUAAGGACUUGACAUCACAAGUUUCUUCAGAAACUGAUCCUAUCAAACUUUUGCCAAAGGUUGUUGCUCUACUAUAUUUGCAGGUAUAUAACAAGGCUCUUCAAGCACCUGGAAGGGCCAUUUCUGCUGCUGUUACUCGAUUGAAGGAUAAAUUGCCAGAUUCAACAUAUAAGAACUUGAUGGAUUAUCAUGGUGCUACAGUUACUCUUCUAGCAUUACAAUCUGCCGCAACUGAAGAUGAAGAAGACUGUACAUCUGACAGGAUUCUUAGCAAAAAAGAGUUGUUAGAGAGUAAGAUGCCAGAACUGAAAGCGAUGGUAUUGGGUACCACAAGCACCUGAGGUAUAGAACUUCCGAAGCAAAAGCAACUGCAGAUACGUUUAUAUAGACACAAUGACCCAUUUUUUCAACCACUCUAAAAACAUAUUUGACACAAUUGUGGAGACUGUAUUGGAAUAUGUAUACUGGAGCACUUGUUCUUGGAUGAUCCACUUAAUCCGAUCAUCCAUGUAUAAUCGAGUGCACGGAUGACCGUGGACUCUGGAAGAUUAUGUUCCAAAGUCUGGUUGAAGUGUGGUUCCUGAGAAUCUGGGUCCUUCAUUUGUAGUAUUGAUCGAAAAUGCAUGAAGCUUGUUUUAUUUCUUGGACUCCAAAUAAUAGUCAGUUUUGUGUGCCA
Molecule: messenger RNA, 2930 nt
Organism: Phoenix dactylifera (date palm)
Lineage: Eukaryota; Viridiplantae; Streptophyta; Magnoliopsida; Arecales; Arecaceae
Product: E3 UFM1-protein ligase-like protein
Biological process (GO): protein K69-linked ufmylation; regulation of proteasomal ubiquitin-dependent protein catabolic process; response to endoplasmic reticulum stress
Cellular component (GO): endoplasmic reticulum membrane
Molecular function (GO): UFM1 ligase activity
Source: RefSeq, a predicted model, not a curated record